CUUGCGCAUUGGAUUCCUAGUUCGGCCGCGUUGGCAUGUUCAAAUCAACUUCGACGAUUGCCCGCGGCGUUGGCCGCCUCUCGAAUAUGGUGCUGACAAAAGGCAGCGGGUCGUUUGUGUGGAACAUGGAGGGUCAAAAGCUGCUGGACUUCACCAGUGGCAUCGCAGUCACGUCACUUGGUCACUGCCAUCCCCGCAUCGUGGAGGCAGUUCAGAAACAAGCGGCGGAAUUGGUGCAUGGGCAGACGUCCGUGGCGUACCACGAACCAAUGCUAAAGUACGCCUCGGCCUUGCUCCCCUUGCUCCCUCGGCGUAUGGAUUCGUUGUGCUUCUUCACGACUGGGGCAGAAGCAGUCGAAAAUGCUGUCAAGUUGGCUCGACAUGCGACGGAAAAGCCGAAUGUGAUCGUGUUCCAAGGGGGUUUCCACGGCCGAAGUGUUGGAGCCAUGUCCCUCACCAGCAGCAAAACGAUCUACAAAGCUGGCUUUGGCCCCCUUAUGAGUGGCGUGUUUGUCAUGCCGUACCCUUACACCCUUCACAGCCCCUUCUCGGAUCCAGCCGAAUGCAGCGCGUGGUGUUUGGAGCAGGUGGAACUAGCUCUCAAGCAACAAACCGCACCGUCAGAAACAGCAGCGAUGCUGAUUGAACCAAUAUUGGGGGAAGGGGGGUACGUGGCGCCGCCCCCUGGCUUUCUCCAAGGGCUGAGUUCGCUCUGCUAUGAGCAUGACAUCCUCUUGAUCGCAGACGAAGUGCAAUGUGGAUUUGGCCGAACGGGGUCCAUGUUUGCCAUCGAUGGACAGUACGAUGUGGUUCCAGAUAUUUUGGUGAUGGCCAAAGGCAUUGCGAACGGAUAUCCUUUGAGUGUCAUUGCAAGCCGCAACGAGUUGACCGAUCUCCAGGUCCCCAAAUAUAUAUUAUCCCAUAUAUACUACUAUAUCGCACUAUUUAACGACACACUAUUUAUGUUGUAGCCACCGGGGUCGAUGGGGGGCACGUAUGCAGGAAAUGCUGUGAGUUGCGCUGCUGCGCUAGCCACAUUGGUUGGUCAAAGCACGUGAGCCACCCUUGGUAGUAACCACGACCACCGUAGGAUGCUUUUGAAGAAGAAAACACCCUCAUCAACGCGAGCGUCCGUGGAGCCCAAUUGGUGGCUGGGUUAACGAAGUUGCAAGAUUUGUUUCCGAUCUUGGUUAGCUAAUCUCACCAUUCUCGUCGACUGUGGCGACGUCUCAAAGGGGUGGUGAAUGUGCAGGAUGUCCGCGGCGUGGGGCUGAUGGUCGCCGUGGAGUUUGACAAGUCGGUGCCCCCUGGCACGGUGUCGCGUAUUUGUCAAGCGUGCGUCGAGUACGGCAUGCUGUUGCUCCCGACGAGGUAACCGCUCGACUUCGUCGACGAUUCAUGCUCAAUCUCGAUUUGUAGUGUGUUCGAAACCGUUCGUUUCAUCCCACCCCUGAAUGUCUCGGAAGGUGAAAUCGACCUGGGGAUUGCCAUCUUUGCGAAAGCCAUGUCGCAAGUCCUGGCCCCGUCGACCCCCCAGUAGUGUGAUUACUGUGGUUAAGAAGGCCAUUGAUGAAACCGAUAUGCUCUUUCGGGACCACGUGGGUCAACCGCUUGAAACCGUUGGUUGUCUUGUGAAUGUAACUCCGUAGUUCAAGCACCCAAGAUAUGAUAAUGCUUGUUCAUGC
This is a messenger RNA of Aphanomyces astaci, 1685 nucleotides long. RefSeq names its product 4-aminobutyrate transaminase, variant 4. The record is from RefSeq and is a predicted model, not a curated record. The transcript is spliced from 7 exons. Gene Ontology annotation, molecular function: identical protein binding; pyridoxal phosphate binding; transaminase activity. NCBI's taxonomy places the organism in Eukaryota, Oomycota, Saprolegniomycetes, Saprolegniales, Verrucalvaceae. Bases 36 to 971 code for a protein of 311 amino acids.